AUGCCCCCCAGGUCUCUCCCCAACCUCUCCUUUCCCACCGAGGCGAAUGAAAGCGAGUUGGUUCCGGAGGUCUGGGAGAAGGAUUUCCUGCCUGACUCAGAUGGGACCACCGCGGAGUUGGUGAUCCGCUGUGUGAUACCAUCCCUCUACCUAAUCAUCAUCUCGGUGGGUUUGCUGGGCAACAUCAUGCUGGUGAAGAUAUUCCUCACCAACAGCGCCAUGCGGAGUGUCCCCAACAUCUUCAUCUCUAACCUGGCGGCUGGGGACCUGCUGCUGCUGCUGACCUGCGUCCCAGUGGACGCCUCCCGUUACUUCUUUGAUGAAUGGGUGUUUGGCAAGCUGGGCUGCAAACUCAUCCCGGCCAUCCAGCUCACUUCGGUGGGGGUUUCCGUGUUCACUCUCACUGCCCUCAGCGCUGACAGGUACAGAGCUAUCGUGAACCCUAUGGACAUGCAGACGUCUGGUGUAGUGCUGUGGACCAGUUUGAAGGCCGUGGGCAUCUGGGUGGUUUCUGUGUUGUUGGCAGUCCCUGAAGCUGUGUUUUCAGAAGUAGCACGCAUUGGUAGCUCGGAUAACACCAGUUUCACAGCAUGCAUACCCUACCCACAAACAGAUGAGCUACAUCCAAAGAUUCAUUCAGUGCUCAUUUUUCUUGUGUAUUUCCUCAUACCACUCGCUAUCAUCAGCAUUUAUUAUUAUCAUAUUGCAAAGACUUUAAUCAAAAGUGCACACAAUCUUCCUGGAGAAUACAAUGAACAUACCAAAAAACAGAUGGAGACACGGAAACGCCUGGCUAAGAUUGUUCUGGUGUUUGUGGGCUGCUUCGUCUUUUGCUGGUUUCCCAACCACGUCCUCUACUUGUAUAGGUCUUUCAACUACAAGGAGAUAGAUCCUUCUCUCGGGCACAUGAUUGUCACCUUAGUGGCCCGGGUUCUGAGUUUCAGCAAUUCCUGUGUCAAUCCCUUUGCCCUUUACCUGCUCAGCGAAAGCUUCCGGAAGCACUUCAACAGCCAGCUCUGUUGCGGGCGAAAGUCCUACCCCGAGAGGUCUACCAGUUACCUCCUCAGCUCUUCAGCUGUAAGAAUGACUUCCUUGAAAAGCAACACAAAGAAUGUGGUGACCAAUUCUGUUCUGCUCAACGGACAUAGCACAAAGCAAGAAAUAGCAUUGUGA
Molecule: messenger RNA, 1173 nt
Organism: Apodemus sylvaticus (European woodmouse)
Lineage: Eukaryota; Metazoa; Chordata; Mammalia; Rodentia; Muridae
Gene: Nmbr
Product: neuromedin B receptor
Exons: 3
Coding region: 1-1173 (390 amino acids)
Biological process (GO): bombesin receptor signaling pathway
Cellular component (GO): membrane
Molecular function (GO): bombesin receptor activity
Source: RefSeq, a predicted model, not a curated record